AUGGCUGAGAACAGAUCUGAACAAGUACGAGUGAUGCUGUGGAUGAUUCCAAGAACUCUUUCCACGGCAUUCAUAAAAUGCAUGAGCCAUUUAGACAACGUAAAAAUUAUCUCAGAACCAUAUACGUGCUCCAUAACAGUUGGACCAGAACGUACCAUGGCAAUGCCAAAAGACACACAAGAGUCAUUUGAUAAAGUCAUGGAUUCUGCAUCGAAUAUCAGUUUAGAUAUGGGACUUGACCACAACUUGUAUACUUUCAAGUGGGUUAAGGAAUCAUUACUGGAAGGGGAUUAUCCUGGUAAAGACGUUGUGUUCUGUAAAGACAUGUCUCAACCAGUAGCAGCCAACUAUGACCUCAUUCCAAGUGGAUAUCGUCACACGUUUAUGAUACGUCAUCCUCUAAAGCUAUAUAAAUCGUGGAAUAAGGUGUUCUCAAGCCUUGGUAUGUCAGCGGAAUCUCAGCGUAUAGACGAGGUUUUAGAGAUGUCGGGAUCCAAAGCCUAUGCGUACGGAGACCACUUUCAACUAUACGAACAUUUGAUAUCAAGUGGAAUUGAACGAGAACCGAUUAUAAUUGAUUCAGACGAUUUGCAGUCUGAUCCAGAAGGCAUCCUUCGAAAGUUCUGCCAGACUCUGGGCAUCAAGUACACUGACAAGCUACUCUCUUGGGAGGCGGGAGAUGGUGUUGUUAAGGACUGGGUUGCAUCGAAGUUACAGCUACAAGGUAACAAGUUGACGAAAGUUUACCAGAAUGCCUUCGACAGCACCUGCUUUAAGAAGCCAGAGCCACUGCCACAACGUUCCGAGCUGAAUGAAUCUGUUCUAAAGUGCGUUGACGCAGCCAUGCCAAUAUAUCAGAAAAUGCACGACAAGCGUCUGCGUCCUUAG
This is a messenger RNA of Anneissia japonica, 888 nucleotides long. RefSeq names its product branched-chain-amino-acid aminotransferase-like protein 2. The coding region runs from base 1 to 888 and encodes 295 amino acids. The record is from RefSeq and is a predicted model, not a curated record. Lineage: Eukaryota; Metazoa; Echinodermata; Crinoidea; Comatulida; Comatulidae. The transcript has a single exon.